GUCACAAUGACGGGAUAUUAUGAGCGUGAAGCUAGCUAUGCCUCUGUUCGCCUAACAGCCAAGAAUUACCGUGGAGGUCCUCCCUUGUCUAUCGUGAACGGCAAGAGUAUCCGCCAGAGGAGUGACAGUGGUGGUAGUACUAGCAGGAGUAUCGACGAAACAGCAGAAGAAGAAACAAUGAGUGGCCAGAAGAAUGAUAAUACGGGGAUCUUUGAUGAUCCCAUUAGCUCGAGCGACGAAAGUGAUCAGCCUGCUGCGCGUGGGUCGGAGGACGAGGACGAAGAGGAAAAGGAGGAGACACGCCAGAAAGAGGGUAUAAAACCGACGCAAUUUCAAUCUCGAGCUCGAUCUCAAUCACAACCCUACUCCCAAUCCCAGCCAUCUCGCACACCCCGAUCGACAGAUCCCGAUUUGGAGGAUACCUUUGGAGCGUUCUCGCAGCAAAGAAAGAGGCGGAACAACUAUACCAAAAGUGGGAACAUUCACGGCAGCAGCAGCAACCCUUUUCCAUCUCAAAAAAGGGCCCGAGACAGUCAGCAGGAGACGGACUAUAAUACUAAUGGGUCGAAGAGGAGGAAACUGGACGAUGCAAAAGCCGACAGCAGUAAAGGUUUCCGUCUUCCCAAGGACCGAGAAAUACUGAGUCCAGUCAAGGCUCCAAGGAAAGACGACGUCGUGGACGCCAACCCGGCACCUGGUUUUCGCAUGCCAGCUAUUUUUGACGACGACAGCGUGUUGGACCGGAUGCCGUCAGAUCCUACUAAAAUAUUUAAAGAGCCUCGCUCGCAGCCCAGUGGGAGCACGAUCAGCUCAUCGCUUGCGUCCAAGGAUGCUAUAUUUGACGAGGUCCAUCCUGUCAGUUCGCCUCUUUCGGAUAUAUCUCUGUCUGCUUUCCCUGGUGAAAUAUCACUUUUAAAGACCAAGGAAGAACCAGAAGUAGAAGAGCUUGCAGAGUCUCUUUGCCCCAAUUGCAGUGCUCCUGUGGAUGCAGAUCUCCUAGAUGAAUUCUUAGCACUGCCAAACCGUCGACUCAGAGACGAGCGCCGAUUCUGCGAACGCCACCAACAGCAUAAAGCUGAAAAGGAGUGGACUGAGAAGGGAUACCCUGUAAUCGAUUGGGAGGCAUUUGAGCUACGCAUCCAACAGUACUUUCCAACACUCGAUAAACAACUCGUGCCACAGAACACUUCGUUUUUUCGAGGGCGACUCGAGAGCGCGUUGAAAUCGGGCCAGGCCAAGAACUUUCGUCUGACAUUGGAAGGGGACAACUUGGAGAAUAUGUCUUGUGGCUACUAUGGUCCAAAGGGAGCCAGUAGAAUGUUGACUGCUGUGACUUCAAAGUUCUCUCGCAGACUACGUCAGCUUGCUUCCAUGGACAACAUCCUCAAGACCGCCGGCCCUGCAGCGUAUGCCCAAGCAGUCCUCGUUCCCGAGUUAGCUGUCCUCCUGAUCAAGCAAGACAUGAACGUCGAUAGCCAAGAGGCUCGACAAAUUCUCCGCGAUAGUACAGAGAUUGGCAAUCGGCUGAAUGCAGCUGAAAAUGACACGAUCGACACUCUCAACAUGCCUCUCUCGGAGACGACUCCGCUCCUGGUCGUCCAGACGGCUCCCGCGCGACACCGCUAUCCGCACCAUGCCCUGCGUCGCUCAUGCACUCUGCUUCUAGGACUCGUCUUGUUCGUUGCUGUGUGUCUGUUUCUUUUCCCAACCGGUCUGGAAUCUCCCUGGCCGUAUACGCCAUGGGCUCGUCCUUACCCAGAGUCCUGGCCUCACGGUAGCGGACUUGGUUAUAGCGACCUGCAAGCUCUCUUGCAAGAGACUCCCAAAGCAGAGAAAAUCGAAGAGUGGAGCAAAUAUUACACCUCGGGGCCUCAUCUCGCUGGACGAAACUUUAGUCAGGUGCUCUGGACGCAGCAGCAAUGGAAGGAGUUUGGCGUGGAAGAUACCACCAUUGCCUCGUACGAUGUGUAUAUCAACUACCCGCAGGACCACCGCCUCGCUCUUUUGAAACAGCGGGGCGAUGACUACGAUGUUACUUUUGAGGCGACUUUGGAAGAAGAUAUCUUGGAGGAAGAUGGCACCAGCGGUCUAGCCGAUCGUGUUCCUACUUUCCACGGUUACUCGGCCAGCGGAAAUGUCACGGCUCCGUAUGUCUAUGCCAAUUUUGGAACGUACAAGGACUAUGAGGAUCUGCUUGCGGCAGGUAUUUCUAUCAAGGGCAAGAUCGUCCUUGUCAAGUACGGAGGCAUCUUCCGUGGUCUAAAAGUUAAACGCGCACAAGAACUAGGUGCAGUGGGCGUGGUUAUUUACACUGAUCCUCAAGAGGAUGGGGAAAUCACCGAGUUGAAUGGCUACAAAGCCUAUCCUGAUGGGCCUGCUCGAAACCCUUCUGCGGUUCAAAGAGGCAGUGUCCAAUUUUUAAGUAUUGCUCCUGGCGAUCCAACAACACCUGGAUACGCCUCUAAACCCGGUGUUGAACGGCAGGAUCCGGAGAACGCCAUUCCAUCCAUCCCUUCUCUCCCAAUCUCCUACACAGAAGCUCUUCCGCUUCUCAAAGCACUGAAUGGACAUGGCCCGAACGCAACCCAUUUUAACAAGUAUUGGCAAGGCGGCGGCCUAGCCCAUAAGGGUGUAGAGUAUAACGUCGGACCGACUCCUGACGACGUGGUGAUCAACUUGUACAACCAGCAAGAAUAUGUGACAACUCCGCUAUGGAAUGUCAUUGGUGUCAUCAAAGGUUCUAUCCCAGAUGAAGUGGUGAUCCUGGGCAACCACCGUGAUGCCUGGAUCGCGGGCGGUGCGGGCGACCCCAACAGUGGCUCGGCGGCUCUCAACGAAGUUAUAAGGAGCUUUGGUGAAGCUCUCAAGGCAGGAUGGAAGCCGCUCCGCACGAUCGUCUUUGCGAGCUGGGACGGUGAAGAAUAUGGCCUGGUCGGGUCUACCGAGUGGGUGGAGGAAAAGCUGCCUUGGCUUUCCAAGACAAACGUUGUAUACCUCAAUGUCGACGUUGCAGCAAGCGGUCCGAACUUUGAUGUUAGUGCCAGUCCGCUCCUCAACAAAGCUAUCUAUGAGGUGACGGGUCUGGUGCAAUCUCCCAACCAAACGAUCAAGGGCCAGACAAUUCGGGACACGUGGGAUGGCUAUAUUUCCACAAUGGGAAGCGGCAGUGAUUUCACGGCCUUUCAGGACUUUGCCGGUGUUGCAAGCCUAUCACUUGGGUUUUCACCGGGGCCCAGUGACCCUGUUUAUCACUACCACUCCAACUACGACAGCUUUGACUGGAUGAAGCGGUUCGGCGACCCCGACUGGAAGUACCAUAUCGCGACAGCCAGACUGUUCUCCUUGCUAGCAGCGUACUUUUCAGAACAGCCAGUUUUGGGUUUGAAUGUGACCGACUACGCAGUCGGUCUCCAAACCUAUCUUGACCGCAUCAAGCCACACGCCGAAAGCCUUCCCAAGGACACACACUUCAAAUUUGCGCCCUUGGAAAAUUCCAUCUCCGAUUUGCACAAUGUGGCAACUUCAUUUGACGCACACGCCGCAGACUUGAAAUCACAUCUCGGCGACGACAUCCCCUGGUACCACUGGUGGAAAAAGGCCAAGCUUUUCUUCCAGAUCCGGGCCGUCAACCAAAAAUACAAGUUUAUCGAACGCAAGUUUUUGUAUCAGCCUGGCCUGGACGGACGCAACUGGUUCAAGCACGUCGUGUUUGCGCCGGGUCUAUGGACGGGUUACUCUGGAGCUACAUAUCCGGGGUUGGUGGAGAGUUUUGAUGCGGGUAAUGUGACGAAUGCAGUGAGAUGGAGCGAGAUUAUUCAAGAGCAGAUUGGACUAGCGGUUGAAUCCCUCCAGUAG
Messenger RNA from Talaromyces rugulosus, 3855 nucleotides. RefSeq lists its product as uncharacterized. The annotation marks the transcript as partial. Gene Ontology annotation, molecular function: carboxypeptidase activity. The record is from RefSeq and is a predicted model, not a curated record. The transcript has 5 exons. Lineage: Eukaryota; Fungi; Ascomycota; Eurotiomycetes; Eurotiales; Trichocomaceae.